Molecule: messenger RNA, 3415 nt
Organism: Selaginella moellendorffii
Lineage: Eukaryota; Viridiplantae; Streptophyta; Lycopodiopsida; Selaginellales; Selaginellaceae
Product: pumilio homolog 1
Exons: 9
Coding region: 303-3167 (954 amino acids)
Biological process (GO): post-transcriptional regulation of gene expression
Cellular component (GO): cytoplasm
Molecular function (GO): mRNA binding
Source: RefSeq, a predicted model, not a curated record
UCACAGAAUGUGAUGCUCUGUGUGGUUUCUCCCCUUUUUUCACUGCUCUUAGGUGGAGCGAUGGCGCUAGCGGCGAUGGCGCCUAGGGUUUGGCGUGCCUGAGCUUGGAGGAGGACGGCGGUAGCGCCGCCGGCGGCACGCGUCGAGGUUCGUUUGUCUGCCCUGAUUUCGUGGCGGGGGAGGAGGAGGAGGAGGAACAAGCACAGGAGGAGGAGCAAGGGAAGCUAGGCGCUGCACGAUUCUUUUCCGGCGCUGCCUUUUUGCCGGCAGCGCUCGAAAUUUCGGGAGGGAUUGAUCGUUCGAUGGCUACUGAGAGCCCGGUGAGACUGAUGCCAGGAGGAAGCUUGAGUAAUGGCAUUCGCACCUCCGGGGCCCCGGCUCCGUCACUCGACUCAGAGCUCUCCAUGCUGCUCAAGGAGCGAUCGCGCUACGAGAGCAUGGUGAAUGGCGACGUUCUCAUGCACAGGAGUGAGAGUGCUCCGCCGAGUGUGGAGGGGUCCUUGGCGGCGGUCAGUGGGUUACUGGAUCCGAGCAGCUUUGGCCCCGGAAGGAUUUCCAAGGGACUGGCCGAGAGGGAAGAAAGCUACGAGAGCGAGGAGCAAUUGCGCUCGGAUCCUGCCUACCUUGCGUACUACAACUCGCACAUAAACUUGAAUCCCAGGCUGCCACCACCGAUUAUCUCGUGGGACAACUUGAGGCUGGCUCAGCGCCUCGCCGGUGGAAACAAAGAUAGCAACUGGAAGCUGAGAUCUUUCGACGACAACAAUAGCAGGUCCUUGUUCGCGUCGCAGCCAAUAAUGCCCGAGGACUCGUUGGAACAUGUUGAGGACGACCCAGAGCAGCACAAGGCAGCGCUAGAGGGAGCUUUGGGCCAUGGGUUUGGAGCCCAUGGCAGAAGCUUAGUCGAUCUCAUUCAGCAAGAUUUUCCUCGAACACCAUCACCUGUGUACAGUUACAACCACGAUGGCAAAGAGGAUAGCUCGUCCAACAUGUCCAACGUAGAGAUGCAACUAAUGCAUUUGCAGGAGAUGUCGCACUUGGAUUCCUCUCAAGUGGUUCCAGAGUCAAGUGGCCGUCAUAGUCCGUUUCCCCCGAAACGUAGCCCGUCUGCUGAGCCGACCGUCUCCGGGGACCAACUAGGAAGUAUAGGCAUGGGGAACGCUGUAAAAAGAUCCGGAAGCUCGAACGCGAUCGACCUUGGCGCAGCACUUCAAGGCUUGAGCAUGCAAGAGUCAACUAAUUUCGACACUGUACAGCAGCAGCAGUCCCAGCGUGACAAGGGAGGAGACCAACACAGUCAAAUGCGAUAUCGCCAGCAGCAGCAUCAGCAUCAGCGACGCUCUCAGCGUGCACCUGUACAGCAGCCUUCGUCACAAACGUACACGGAAUUUCUCGAGGAUCAGAUGCAGCAGUUUGGCCUUUCCAACGAGGCCGGAACGGCGCCGCCUCUUCAGCCUGGAAGUUCGAACUCCAACGCGUUUGCCGCCGCCGCCGCCGCCGCAGCCAUGUCGUAUAUAGCUGCUGGAAAUCCUUACUACCAGAACUUGCAGUCCGUCUACGGCCAACAACAGUAUGGUUUAAGUGGUUAUCAGUCGACUCCACUUAUGGGAGGCACGUACUCGUCUCCAAACGCUUUGUUCGACAACGCAGCAGCGAGGCUCAGUGCACGGUCGGCACUGGCAGGUGCCUCUGGUGGCAUCGACAGGCAGCAAUUGUACAAAUAUGCUCAGCAGCAGCAGCAGCAGCAGCAGCAGCAGCAAGUUGAUGGCGGGGUUUCGUCGAGCUCGCUUCAGGAGGCUCUAUAUCUGCAGUAUCUGCAACGUGCUGCGGACGAAGUUGCUUUGCGCAAUUAUUUGCAGUCCGAAUCUUCCGACCUGGGAUACAUUGGGGAUCACAAGCAUCAUUUUGGUAGGAGUGCUUCUUCUAGCUCACUGAAGCCGAAUCCUUUGUACUACGGGGGGCGGACUGUUCCACCGUAUUACUCGUCACUCGGCUCGACCUCGGCUUCAUCAAGCGUUCUUCAUCGCGAAGCACUGGCGUCUCUGCGAUCGGGUCUAAAUUAUGGCUGGCAGCGUGGAAGUGAUCUGGGUGACGACAUCAGAGGAUCUGUUCUUUUGGAAGAGUUUAAGAGCAGUAAAAGCCGCCGGUUCGAGCUCUCCGACAUUGCGGGACACGUUGUGGAAUUCAGUGCCGAUCAACACGGUAGCCGUUUCAUUCAGCAAAAGCUGGAGGCCGCGACUGCGGAGGAGAAAGCCAUGGUCUUUGACGAGGUUCUGCCUCAGGCGUUUACACUCAUGACAGAUGUUUUCGGAAACUAUGUGAUCCAGAAGUUUUUUGAACAUGGCAACUCUCAGCAGCGCAGAGAGCUUGCAAAUUUACUCGUUGGUCAUAUGUUGGAGCUAAGCUUGCAGAUGUAUGGCUGUCGUGUCAUACAAAAGGCAUUGGAGGUCUGUGAUGUGGACCAACAAACUCAACUCGUAGUAGAACUGGAUGGGCAUGUCAUGCGAUGUGUGCGAGACCAAAACGGGAAUCAUGUCAUUCAGAAAUGUAUUGAAUGUGUCCCGCCGGACAAAAUACAGUUUAUCAUAUCCGCGUUCUAUGGUCAAGUACUCGUCCUCUCGACUCAUCCGUAUGGAUGCCGGGUGAUUCAGAGAGUUCUGGAGCACUGUACAGACGAUCAGAAACAGGCAGGAAUCAUGGAAGAAAUCCUGGGCGCCACCUGCAGUCUAGCCCAGGAUCAGUAUGGGAAUUACGUAAUUCAGCACGUUUUGGAACAUGGGAAACCCCAUGAGAGGAGCGAGAUAAUAACUAAGCUGGCCGGGCAGAUUGUACAGAUGAGCCAGCACAAGUUCGCUUCGAAUGUAGUGGAGAAGUGCCUAGAGUUUGGGGGGCCGGCGGAGCGGCAAAUUUUGGUGGAUGAGAUGCUUGGCACCACGGACGAGAACGCGCCAUUACAGGCGAUGAUGAAGGACCAGUUUGCAAACUACGUGGUGCAAAAGGUUUUGGAGACUUGCAGUGACCAGCAACGAGAGAUGCUCCUGGGUCGUAUCAAAGUCCACCUCCACGCUCUAAAAAAGUACACUUAUGGCAAGCACAUCGUUGCGCGGGUGGAGAAGCUCGUGGCUGCUGGAGAGAGGCGUGGCGCUGCUGCUCACGCGACGAUCUAAGCGAGCGAGAAAUCGUCACACCAAACAGGCACAGCAAAAGUUUUCCUCUUGCAACUAAAGUGUAAAUUUGUGUUCUCUGUUGUGUUGUUUGCAGACGUAAAUAGUGUAAUAACUUUUGUACCCUGUGGAGGAUGGGGAGAAGAAAUGAGAAGAGAAGAGAGAAGUAAAGAAGAAGAAGAAGACCAGAGUGGUAGCACUGUAACGGGACGUCCUUUCUAACGUUCUUUAUUUAUGUUGGUAAUUUUGUC